Trichoplusia ni (cabbage looper) is the source of this 2453-nucleotide messenger RNA. RefSeq names its product gelsolin, cytoplasmic-like. Gene Ontology annotation, cellular component: cytoplasm; actin cytoskeleton. Gene Ontology annotation, biological process: actin filament severing; actin polymerization or depolymerization; barbed-end actin filament capping. Gene Ontology annotation, molecular function: phosphatidylinositol-4,5-bisphosphate binding; actin filament binding. The transcript is spliced from 19 exons. NCBI's taxonomy places the organism in Eukaryota, Metazoa, Arthropoda, Insecta, Lepidoptera, Noctuidae. The record is from RefSeq and is a predicted model, not a curated record. Bases 97 to 2355 code for a protein of 752 amino acids.
CUGAUAAAGAUUAGUGACUAACAGACAUUCAAGCGAACAAGACGUGUGUAUUAUUAAGUUAAAUUUAUAGAUUUUAGACAAGUUCUUGUUUGGACCAUGGAACAUCCAGCUUUUGCUGACGCUGGUGGCAAUCCUGGGAUAGAAAUAUGGACGAUAGAUAAAUUCGAACCCGUACCAGUGUCAUCAAAACUAUAUGGAAAAUUUUUCAACGGUGACUCCUAUAUUGUCUUAAAGACCACAGGCAAAGAUGGCUCAAGUCUUAACCAUGACGCCCACUUCUGGUUGGGCAGUAAGACCACUCAGGACAAGAAGGGUUCAGCCGCCAUUUUAACUGUCACCCUGGAUGACAUGCUAGGCGGGAAGGCGGUCCAUCAUAGAGAAGUCCAGGGUCACGAGUCUAGCUUGUUCCUGGGAUACUUUAAACCUGCCAUAAGAUACUUGGAAGGUGGUAAUGAAUCCGGUUUCACUGAAGUGGAAACUAACGCCGGUGCAGAGAAACGACUCCUAAAACUGUCUGGGUGUGACAACAUGAGGAUUGAAGAGGUGGAAGCCGACGCGUCGUCUCUCACGAAAGACCACUGCUUCAUUUUGGAGGUCGAACACGAUAUCUUCGUGCUUAUGCCUGAAGGAGCCAAGGCGACCCAGCGGAGGAAGAUCAUCAGCGUCGCCAACUCCCUGCGUGAUGACUAUCAUAAUGGAAGAGCCACUAUUGAAAUUAUUGAUGAGUUCUCCACGAGUGAAGACUACGGUCUCUUCUUUGAAGCUCUCGGCUCCGGGUCCGUGGAUGAUCUGACCAGCGAGGAUUCUUCCUCCACUUACGCUCGCGAUGACAUCUCGGCGGUAUACUUAUACAGGGUGUUGACUGGUGAUGAGAUUGAAUUGGUCUCUCUGAACAAACCUUACAAACAGAGUCAGCUGUCUUCUGACAAUGUCUACGUGUUGGAUACUCCUUGCUCUGGAGUGUACGUAUGGGUGGGGUCUGAGGUGGAUGGUGAGAUUAGGAACACCUACCAUGAGAUAGCCAACCAAUACCUUGAAGUCAAGGGCUAUCCUGCCUGGGUAAAUGUAACGAAGGUCCGUGAAGGUGCGGAGAGCUCAACCUUCAAGCAAUACUUCCACAACUGGGAGACCAUACAGAUGUUCUCCACCAAGGGAUUGGUCACUGAAUCUGAUGCUGGCUACUUUUCCGAGGAUGCUGAGAAAUCAGCGUCGACUGCCAAGCAGAUCGGUAAGAGUGCAGCUGCUAGAGGAUACAUGCCAGACCAGGGAGAUGGGAGUUACACCGUUACCAGGAUAACAGGAGAACAACAGGACAUUACCGAGACCUUCGAGUCUGGCGUAGCCCGCUUCUACCAAAGCGAGGUCUACGUCAUCAAAUACCAGUACAGCAUUGAUGAUGCUGAUGCCUACGUCAUCUAUCUGUGGAUUGGCACAGACGCCAGCAAUGAUGAUAAGCAAGCUGGCUUGGAGCUGGUGAACCAGUUGGAGGACGAACUGGAAGGCGGAGUGACUUUAGUAAAGGUUCCGCAAGGAAAGGAACCCAAACACUUCCUUAGUAUUUUCAAAGGUCAACUAUCAAUUUUGUUCGGUGGUUCCGAUACAGACUACAAACCGGUCAACUCUAGAGGCACCUACGAGGAGGAUAGUGUGCGUCUGUUCAGAGUUGAAGGCACGGAGCUUGGAGUGGACAUGCGAGGACAGCAGGUCACGGAAACAGCUGACAGCUUGGAAGAUGAUGACGUAUACGUGCUGGAGAGCCCCGAGACCAUCUACAUCUGGAUAGGAAAGGAGUCAAAUGAGACAGAGCAGGAGGCUGUGAACAACUUCGUCCAGGCCCUGGUUGACAAGGAGAUCACCACUGUGCAACAGGGAGAGGAACCCGACGAAUUCUGGGAACUUCUAGGAGGAGCCCCAGAAGAGAAAGAGGAUCCAUCAGGCUGGCGUCUAGCAGUGAACAGGAGGGUCACCACUCCGCGCACCCUCACAGCUGCCACCGUCACCGUCACCAAGAAGAUCAAGUUUGAGGACUUCGAUGAUGAGUACUCUCAACAGGAUCUUUCUGACGACGGAGUCUACAUACUGGACACAGGAGAAGAACUGUACUUGUGGCAAGGAAACAACAUUCCCGAACGAGUGAAGAUGGCCAGGCUGGAUAUCAUUAAAGAAUAUAUAGAGGAUGAUGGUUUGGAGCGCACUGUGGACUCAGCUCUCGUGAUCUUCGUGAAGCAAGGACAAGAGCCGAGCGUAUUCAAGAAGUUAUUCUCUGAGUGGGAUAAUGAUAUGUGGGAUAACCAAGCAUCAUAUGAAGACAUUAAAAACGAAACGAAAGCUGCAAACUCUAAAGGCGAUGAAUAAAAACACAUAUUUUUAUAUAUUUAUGCACAUUUAUUUAUAUAAUAAGUAUAACUUAUAACUACUACACUUUGGAAAAAUAAAUCUAUUUAUUUAUCAUU